Molecule: messenger RNA, 880 nt
Organism: Physella acuta
Lineage: Eukaryota; Metazoa; Mollusca; Gastropoda; Physidae
Source: RefSeq, a predicted model, not a curated record
CAGGUCUUCCUUUACUCGGUGGCUUACCCUAUGUCAAAUAAAAACAUCGCCAUCACACGACAGUAAAGGAGCGAAUCAUAUACAUCCACAACCAACUGCUGAAAUAAGAAAAACAGUAAACGAAGCUUCUAUUAUACUAUAUAAUCCAUCCACCAAACUAAAUAUAACAGUAAACGAAGCUUCGAUUAUACUAUAUAAUCCAUCUAUAUAAUCAAUCUACCAAACUAAAUAUAACAGUAAAAGAAGUUUCCAUUAUAUAAUUGAAUCCAUCUACUAAACUAAACCGCUUAUAGCAUACAUAGCAUGAUAGUGCCUUAUACCAUUAGAACCAUCAGCAAAACCAAACCCAAGACAUGUCGAUUAAAACGGGCCCCACUUCCGGCACGAAAAUCAAGAAGAGUGUCUCCAUCAACCUCUCAGGUACCGGCAUUCACUAUACCAGCAGCAAGGGUUCAAAGACCAACAUCCGCAGCCGUCAGAAGAUCCCCGAACCCACACCCCCCAAGACGUCCGCCGACUAUCUCCUGAAGAGGUCGCUGUCGGACGUUCGCAAGAAGGACCGGCUGCCGCCGCUUAAGAGGGAUUCGUUCCAGGACAGUCAGGAUCGUCGCACUUUCCAGAAAGGCUGGCCGGACGACAUGUACGUGGACCGACAGCUGCAGAUUUUGAGGUCGCCGUCGCCGAGUCUCAUUAACGCCGCCUUGAUAGAGUCUGGUCACAUGGUCAAGUUCUCUGAAGAAACUGAAGAGCCCAAGAAGAAAGAGAAGCGUCACAGGAAGACAAGUGAUUCAGGUUCCGAUGGAUCGGAUGAUUCUAGAGAUGGAGACAGUUCUGUAAGCGGGAAGCCAAAAAAACAUAAGAGGCACAAAAAGUCAAUUUC